This is a messenger RNA of Vigna radiata var. radiata (mung bean), 1361 nucleotides long. RefSeq names its product pentatricopeptide repeat-containing protein At1g55890, mitochondrial-like. Lineage: Eukaryota; Viridiplantae; Streptophyta; Magnoliopsida; Fabales; Fabaceae. Gene Ontology annotation, cellular component: chloroplast. Gene Ontology annotation, molecular function: protein binding. The transcript has a single exon. The record is from RefSeq and is a predicted model, not a curated record. Bases 38 to 1210 code for a protein of 390 amino acids.
UUUUUUUUUUUUUUUUUUCUUUAGUGUUUAUCACAAAAUGUAUCGCAUUCUUUACCGUGCUUUCUGCACUGCCGCAGAACCAGCAACAGUGAGCAUCAAGUCUAUUUCGGAGGAUUUACACAAUGAAGUAAAGUUAAAAAGGUUGGUGAAGAAAUUCAAGAAAGCUUCCGAUAUUGACCGGUUCCGCAAAAAAACCAGCAUUUACGAGGAGACAGUGUGGCGUCUCGCCCGUGUCAAGCGCUUUCGGUGCAUUCGCGACAUCCUCGAACACCAAAAACAGUAUUCCGACAUUUACAACGAGGAUUUCUCUGUGCGCCUAAUAUCCCUUUAUGGCAAAUCUGACAUGCCCAAACACGCCCGCAUGGUGUUCGACGAAAUGCCCCACCGAAAGUGCAACCGCACCGUGCUCUUUUUCAAUGCCCUCUUGGACGCAUACCUCCACUCCAAGAAGUUCAACGUCGUGGAUGAGCUUUUCAAGACCCUCCCCACUCAGCUCUCAAUCGAGCCUGAUUUGGUGUCGUACAACACUCUCAUUAAGGCUUUUUGUAAAAAUGGUUACUUUGAUUCGGCACUGUCAGUGCUUAAGGAGAUGGAGGAGAAGGGUGUGAAUCCUGAUUCCAUUACGUUUAACACUUUGCUUGAUGGGUUGUACUCAAAGGGUAGUUUUGAAGAUGGUGAGAAAGUGUGGGGGCAAAUGGGUGCUAAGAAUGUUACUCCUGACGCGAGCAGUUAUUGUUCUAAGUUGGUGGGGUUGGUCAGGGAGAAAAAAGCUGGUGAAAUUGUUGAGUUUUUUAGAGAAAUGGAGAAAAAAGCUGGUGAAGCUGUUGAGUUUUUUAGAGGAAUAGAGAAGGUGGGUGAGAUGCGUGACCAAAUUUGUAUCGAUGUUAUGAUCAAUGCUGCCAUGAAAGGUUUUGUGAAUGACGGUAAUUUGGAUAAGGUCAAGAAGUUGGUUUUAGAGAUUACAAACUUUGAUUUUGACCUUCAUAAAAGCACUUACUCUAUUUUUGUUCCGUUCCUUCGUGAGAAGGGUGAUUUGGAGACCGCAUUUCGUUUGUGCUCACAUAUUUCAAAACAAGGGGGCCGUGUUGAUGUAUCGUUGAUGCAACUUUUGGUGGAUAAGCUGGUGGAUGAAGGCAUGAUUUCAAUUGCGAAGUACAUAGUGGAGAUAGAGAAAAAGAAUUAUAGACUAAAUUUUCUUGAAGCAGAAUAGAGUUAUGUUAGUUCUUAGUUGCACUCUAUUAUUGGUCUUGUAAUUUGAUUGGUUUUGUUAUGAUGGUGAUUAAGAAAUUGUCAAUAAUGGCUUUUGUUUGUUUGCGUUUAUUAUAAGUGAUUUAUUUAAUGUGAAUAUCUUUUUCUCUCAA